AUGUACGCCGCGUGCACGCAUCCUCGACCUGCACGCAUCCUCGACCUGCACGCAUCCUCGACUAUCAUCAUCGUGAGCGCGGAUCUCGUGUACGGCUCGAUGCCUGUAACUUCCGAAGACAUUCUCCCACCUCGCGUACCGAUUUCUUUGAAUCGUGACGAUGACUUGCGGGGAUUCUUAGAGGCAUUUUGGACUUUCGCACAGAAAGACGACCGCGCAUAUCCCGUGCUCAUGGAAGGCUUCAACGAUGGCCUCAACGACGCUUUCCUUCUACAUCGCCACCUCGCGUAUUGCAUUCGAUCCCUUCAGCCUCCCGGUGCACCAGCCCGAUCUCCCUAUGCAUAUCUCAGGGAGAUGACUGCGUUCCUCGUAAACUUACUUCAUCGUGCCGUAUUCGUCGUUCUGGCAUUCUUCGGUGUCGCACGCGCACGGCUUUUGCUGAACGGUGGCACGCCAGUACGGGCCACCUUCAAGAUUCCGUCAAAGGCGAUGAUCGUGUUGUUUCUGCGCUAUCUCCACGGUGCCUUUUUGCUCGGUCUGAGAUUUCUGGGCGCCGCGUAUGCCCGGCCUCCUUCGCCGGAUGUGUGUAGGGAGAUGGCGCAAAUCGCAGAUGCGAUGCGAAUCACGGUCUUGCAGGCCUUCAACCCGAUGGACCCUUACACGCUGGAAGUUCUCAAGGGUCUGUGGCAUCUCGCGUGCGCUCACCCCGCGGCUCUCGAAAGACACACACCCGACAAUCCCUUCCUCAUCAACCGAGAGUUAUACAUCCCUGCGGAGGACGCGCUCCAUCGGAAUCUAGCGUGGCUCCUGUACAAGUUAAGAGGGAGGAAGA
Messenger RNA from Peniophora sp. CBMAI 1063, 832 nucleotides. NCBI's taxonomy places the organism in Eukaryota, Fungi, Basidiomycota, Agaricomycetes, Russulales, Peniophoraceae. The record is from the annotation of a GenBank genome assembly.